AUGCAUCAGAGCCUGUUAGAUGAGAGUGACGAUUUUCAUCAGAAAGGAUCCGGUUGGGUAGUUGAAUCAAUCGAAGGUCUAGAAUUGCGAGUUUCAAUGUAUCAACCUUUGACCGGGUCUACUUUUAUACCAUUACCGUUUAAAUCCAUUUACAUUGUUAACUGUCAAAAUACGGAUCAAAAAUGUUUCAUGUACGCCUGUUUGGCUAAAAAAUUACCUGUUGGUACAACUCAUAAGUACCUACCAAAUACUUAUAGAAAAUAUCUCGAUAGCUACGAUUUUUCCUGUUUGACUUUUCCAGUGUCUCUAAAAGAUAUCGGUAGAUUUGAAAGAGCUAAUAAUGUGAGUGUAUCCGUAUAUGGGAUCCCUGGGUUUCCAUAUACAAUUAAGAAAACAGCAGAAGAGAAAGAGGGAACUUACUAUCCCGAUUUUGAGGAAGAUGAGGAGAGUUUUAAUCAGGAAGAAGAGGAGGAGGAGGAGGAGGAGGAGUAUCCAAUUUGUCAUCCGAACUCUAAAAAAAAACCACCGCGUGUAUUUCCCUUAAGAGUACCCGAUCGAAUUGAGGAAGACCACAUCGAUCUCCUUUACAUAACGAAUGAGGAGACGUCUCAUUAUUGUGCGAUCACUAAUCUUGAGGGGUUAGUACGGAGUCAGCUAACAACGAAUACGAAGAAAAUAUUCAUGUGCAGACGUUGUUUCGCUCGAUAUUACAACCAGGAAAAAUUGAACCAACAUCUAGCUUUAUGUCUAAAAUUUAAACCGAUCCGCCCAAUCAUAAAUUUUGGUUCGGAUCGAAUAUUAAGAUUUACAGCUUUAAAGAAAGCUAUGGUUCAUCAAUACGUAAUUUUUGCGGAUUUUGAAUGCUAUCUACCGGAAGUUAAAUCGAAUCCUAAUUUUCUUAGUUCCCGAGUUUAUCAGAGACAUGAUCCGAUGUCUUACGCAUAUAUAAUGGUGUCUUCUGAUCCUUUGUAUAAUAUGAAGACUCCUAAAUUGUAUAGAGGAGAGAGUGCUAAUAUCCAUUUUGUGGACGAGAUAAUGAGUAUCGCGAGUGAUUUAGCUGGAGAUCAUAAUUUCGGAGAUGAGAUCAGAAUGACCGAAGAAAAUAUUAGACAGCAUGAGAAUGCCACUAGUUGCGCCAUGUGCGAUAGGGACUUCGACGAAGUUUUGCAGAGGGUUCGCGAUCAUAAUCAUCAAUACGUAUCGCCGGACGCUCCCAAUUUUCGAGCAACACUGUGCGUUGUGUGUAACUUAAAUUAUUCUCAUCCGAAAUCUCUGAUAGUCGGUAUCCACAAUUUUGAACAUUAUGACGUGCACCCGGUGAUUUUAGCUUUAGAGGGGCUUGAAAAUCGGGUGACCAUUAUACCGUCAACCGAAGAGAGCUAUUUGAGUGUUACCAUUCAAAUGGAGAACAGAUUCAAGAUAGUGUUCAUGGAUACCAUGCGACAUUUAUCAGCUUCCCUCGAUAGACUGGUAUCUUCGAUCCCCGAAAAAGCUUUAAUUUACACUCGUCGAUUGUGCCAAUCGGAGGAGCAGUUCAGCAUUGUCAAACGAAAGGGUGUCUUUUGUUACGAUUAUGUUACCGAUACUACUAAGUUAGAAGAUACUUCUCCACCUUCAAAGGAGGCGUUUUUCAGUAGGCUACAGAAUAGACCCAUUUCAGACGAGGAUUAUAAAAGAUUUUGUGAUACUUGGAGAGUUUUCGGAUUCGCAAAUUUGGGCGAAUACGCUGACUUCUAUUUGCGUCUCGACGUCAGUCAACUUUGUGACGUGUUUCAAGAGUUCCGAAAAUUCUGCAUGAAAAACUACGGUCUUGAUUGUGUCAAUUACCUUACUUUACCCAGUUUCGCGUUUGACGCGUUCCUAAAAAUUACUCGAGCUGAAAUCGAAUUGUUUACCGAUAUCGAUAUGAUAAAUCUAAUCAAUUCGGCAAUUAGAGGUGGGAUUUCACAAUGUUCCUUGCGACAUGUAGUUGCCGAUAACCCACUCAUUCCGGAUGAAACGGGAAACGUCAACGCUCAAAAUGGAAAAGGAUCGAGGAGUACAUACAUUCAAUAUUUGGAUGUUACAGCCCUAUACGCGUUUACAAUGUGCAAACCCCUCCCUUACGCUGAUUAUCGUUGGUUGAGUUCAGAAGAGUUGAUGAAACUGAGCUCGAUAGAGAACGGACAACCGAUGAUAAUGACCAUCCCGAACGAUGGACCUUACGGUUUCAUCCUCGUCGUCGAUUUAAUUUACCCCGAAAAUCUUCACGAUUACCAUUCUGAUCUCCCGUUCUGUUGCGAAAAUAAAAAACCCCCUUGUCGCGGAUCGAAGACUCGGAAACUGCUGUUGACUCUUGACGAUAAAUCCGAUUACGUAAUUCAUUUCGCUAUCUUAAAACAAGCGCUGGCUAACGGGCUCGUCUUAAAGAGGAUGAGUAAAGGUAUUUAUUUCAAACAGAAACCUUUCCUGAAGCCGUUUAUAGAACUGAACGCGAGACUCAGAAAAGAGGCACAGGGUAAUAAAUUUGCACAAGAUACGCUGAAAUUGAUCUCUAACGCUUGUUAUGGAAAAUUUUUAGAGGACCCUCUUAAAAGACAAAAUAUAGUAUUGGGAACGAACGAACGACAGAUCAUGCGAAACGUGUCUCGUCCCGACUUCCUUGAUCGAACGAUUUUUGCCGAGGAGCUUGUCGCUAUAAAACUGGCGAAAACCCGCGUCAAAUUCAACCGACCCAUGAUUGUCGGAUUCUCCGUCUUAGAACUCAGCAAAUAUCAUAUGUAUGAUUUUUAUUACAACAAGCUCCUUAAGCAGUAUCGAAGGGAUCAAGUGUCCAUUCUUUACAUUGACACAGAUUCAUACAUUGUUGCCAUUUUUACGGAAGAUAGAUACAAUGAUAUGCUCCACCACUUGGAAUUAUACGACACUUCGAAUUUUCCCAUCGAUCAUCCUUGCUUUUCUGAAGCGAAUCUAAAAGUCAUGGGGACAUUCAAAGAUGAAACUGGUGGGGAGCCUAUAGUUGAAUUUGUUGGUCUCAAAAGUAAGCUUUAUGCAUAUCGGACGGCAACAAUGGUUGACAAGAGGGCGAAAGGUGUCCAGAAGUCGGUGGUUAAAGACACGAUAUCUUUCGAACAUUUUUUGAGAAGUCUCUAUGGUAACGAAACAUUCAAGCGCGCCACUCGAACAUUCCGCUCAGAGAAUCAUAUUAUCCGCUCUGUCGAGACUGUGAAAGUCGCAGUUUCUAGCAAGGAUGAUAAACGGAAAAUUUUACAAGGGAACGUAGUAUCUCUACCGUGGGGUCAUUAUAGAAUUCAACAACACGAGAAUCUCAUGAAGCGAGUAUGUGCAGAGAUCCGAAACUUCGACAAAAGACUACUUUUUCCGAUAGAGACAAUGAACACCUCGAGUUUUAGUGAACGUACUGUUCACGAUCUUUCAUCAUCGUCCGUUUCGAGUUCCGAUCACGAUUGUGUUAGUGAGGAGGAAACAGGUGUAUUCUCUUCUGAAGACGAGUCCCUCAUUUCGAGAUCCGAUCGAAGGGGAACGAUUAAACUUCCAUCGUCAUCGGAUUCGGAUACGGAGGAUACCAUGCGGGGAGAUGAGGAACCAGAGUCGAAAAGAACGAGAAUUUCUUAUGAUCCCACAGCUCAUUCUAGUAAAGAUCCGAGGUUUUUAUGA
Molecule: messenger RNA, 3657 nt
Organism: Bemisia tabaci
Lineage: Eukaryota; Metazoa; Arthropoda; Insecta; Hemiptera; Aleyrodidae
Source: RefSeq, a predicted model, not a curated record